Molecule: messenger RNA, 1068 nt
Organism: Chrysochloris asiatica (Cape golden mole)
Lineage: Eukaryota; Metazoa; Chordata; Mammalia; Afrosoricida; Chrysochloridae
Gene: SURF6
Product: surfeit 6
Exons: 5
Coding region: 1-1068 (355 amino acids)
Biological process (GO): ribosomal large subunit biogenesis; ribosomal small subunit biogenesis
Cellular component (GO): nucleolus
Molecular function (GO): RNA binding; DNA binding
Source: RefSeq, a predicted model, not a curated record
AUGGAGUCCCUGCGCGCCAAGGACGCCUACCUGCAGAGCCUGGCCCAGAGGAUCUGCGCCCGGCCCAGCGCCGAGCCGCCGCGGCGCACAUGGGCUGGCAAAACCAAAGACUCAGAAGCAGCUGGGCCCUCCAGAAAGAAAAGGAAGAAAACACAGAAGAAAAGCCGGGAGCAGAAAGAGAAGGCUGUGGAACAGGAGGCCAAGCCCCUGGGGAAGAAAUCUCCGGCAGCUUCAAGGGCCAAGAAGCCAGCGGCAGCCCAAGAGGAGGGCGCUAGCUCCACGGGGGCCUCUGCAGGACGCCAGACCACAGAGUCCGAGUCGGUCUUUGCCUUGGAUGUUCUGCGGCAGCGGCUACAGGAGAAGAUCCAGGAGGCCCGGGGCCAGGGCAGCACCAAGGAGCUGACCCCUGUGGCUCUGGAGAAGAGGCGCCGGAGGAAGCAGGAGCGGGAACGGAAGAAGAGGAAGCGCAAGGACCUGAGAGCCAAGGAGAAGGCAGCCCAGGCUGGAAAGGCCGUGGAGAGCUCUGAGCCGGCCCCCGAGGCGUCCCACCUGGAGCCGCAGGCACAGACAGGGCUGAUCUUCAACAAGGUGGAGGUGGGCGAGGAGGAACUGGCUGACAGCCAGGCACAGCGGAGGAAGAAGAGGCAGCAGGUAAAGGGCAACCUAACGCCGCUGACAGGCAGGAACUACCGGCAGCUGUUAGAGCGGCUGCAGGCGCGGCAAACGAGGCUGGAGGAGCUGCGGGAGCGUGAUGCGGGACAGGCGCGGGAGCUGGAGGCCAAGAUGCAGUGGACCAACCUGCUGUACAAGGCAGAGGGCGUGAAGAUCCGUGACAGCGAGCCUCGGCUGCAGGAAGCCCUCAAACGCAAGGAGAAGCGGCGGGCGCAGCGGGCGCGGGCCUGGGAGAAGCGCACGGUUCAUGUUGUGGAGAAGAUGCAGCAGCGGCAGGACAAGCGGCGGCAGAACCUGCGCAGGAAGAAGGUGGCCAAGGCGGAGCGGCGCAUGGAGAAGGCUCGCAAGAAGGGCCGGAUCCUGCCACAGGACCUGGAGCGAGCUGGCCUGGCCUGA